UUUUUUUUUAGAUUCACUGUGAGGAGAAACAGGAAAGGUUGUUUUAGUUGCCUUUGGUUGCCCCUGCCCCCAUGGAAUCAAGCCGAGGGCAAAAUGCUAACAAGGGGCAAGGAGUCAGAUUGGGAGAGGGCAGCGCAAAAUGACACAAUGUUAAUGCAAAAAAAAAAAGCUUCUGUCUGGAGAGAGAACAGAAAUGGGAAUGAGCAAAGAAGUAAUGCUUUUUGUCUUCCACAUCACUCCUCUGUUAAUUCAACCGUUCCUAAGGUGCACUGAAAACGUCUUUGCCCAGUUACACAUUUCUUCUCUUUUCACUUUCAUGUCACACUUAAAUGCUUCAAAUAAUCAGACUAAUGUCAACACUGAAUAAAGAAAGACAAUUUUUUAAAUUAUCAUUAAAUUUACUGAGCAGAAAAAGCUAUGCAGUCCAAUCUGACCAUAACCUGAUGGUCUCUUUAAGGUCAUGACACACUGUCCCACCUUGACCUGUUGCAUUACUAAUGUUUGCAUUGGCUUAAGAUCCCAAACUGAGGGCUUGAUAUUGUCCUUCAGGAUUUUCUGCUAAAAAGAAAAAAUAUAUAUAUUGUUCCGUUACUUCGGCUGAGUCGCUGAAUUCCUGAAACAUCAAAGUAGCCCCCAACCAUCACCCUACCACGGCCGUGUUUCACUGCAGGUAUAAUAUUCCCCCUCAGAAAUGCUGUGUUAAAAGUAAAAAGGAAUAAGAAAAUAAAAAAGGUGUGAAAUGAUGUUUUUUUUUUACCCCUUUUCAAUUUCUGUCUUUAAUCUUAUUCAUAUUUGAGAGUUAGUGUGCACUGAUCAUUGCUUGUUCUCAAAAGAGUAGAAAGAGUUUCGGCUCCGUUAUUUCUGGGGUCGUCACAGCCAGUCAUUACAACUUUUACACAGACUUGGUAGAGUGUUUAACGGCGGAUGCCCUAAUUAAAAAAAAAAGAUUGAGCAAAACAUUUGAAAGGGAUUUUUUUUUUCUUGUAUUGAUUCCAAAAUAAUUCAAAGGACACAGAAUAAAAAAAUAUGGGAGUUUAUAUUAGGAGCCUGUGUGUAUAAAAUCUGAAAGCUCACAUGUAUUGAGAGUGCCAAAAUGCACCCUGCAUCUUAUCGUCAUAAGCAGAUGUUGGUUUACCUGUGAGCAUCUCAGCCAAGUGACACAUCAUGUGUGUAAUAUAAGUUUCAUGAUCAGAAUCGGCUUUAUUGGUUUGCUAAAAAAAAAAAGGGAGGGGGUGAAUCUAUAUUCUCCUGACCUUGGACUUGUAGAAGUCUUAGACGGAGGGAAGGUCAGUCCUGAUGACCCACUCUGAACACCUGAUUCAUUAAAACAUUGUCUGAGGAAGGACCUUCUCAGGUGCUGUGAGAAGAGGGUGGUUCCAAGGAGCCGGAAGCACAGCGUUGUUGCUGGAUGGUGAAAGACGGGAGUGUGGGGCCUGUUCCCUGUAUUUACAAUGUAAUCUCCACAGUUUGAGCAAGCUAAGCUCCAGGUGGGUCCAGUAUAUGUAGACACCGGUGCUUGCCUCUCCUGCUGAUGCGUGUCGGUCAGGAAGAUGGUGGAAGCAUCUGGUUGAGAAUAUCGGAGUCGACGGUGUUGAAGGCUGAGCUGAAGGAUCCUGGCGUAGCGGGGCCCUAGAUAUUUGAGAUGGUGCAGGGUGAAGUGUAGGGUCAAGUCAACUGCGUCAUCCUUCAACAUGUUCGGCAGGUAAGCAAAGUGCAAGGGGUCAAGCAGGCGGGGCUGUGACGUCCUCCGUAUGGUUCAGCAUCAGUCGCACAAAAGGAUGUCAUGAUCACAGGGUGAGAGGCGGGGAAAAAAACCCCAUUUAAUCCGGUUAUAGUCAGGUUUUUGGGGACCGGUUUUGCUUUUGUUGCAGUGGGAGUAACGCACAGCUGUAAAAGACUUGUUAAAGAUCGGAGUGAAAAUCAGCGGCAGUCAGCAUAAGCUCUCAGGCAGGAGGGUGGCACACAAUCAGGUUCUUGAGCUUUCCGGAUUUUACUGCGCUGCUUGAGCUUAUUCACAUCUUCCCCCAACCCAAAAGAUCUUUUAGUCCAGGCAGGCGGUCUGAGCUGAGCAAGGUGGUGGCUGGUGCAAGUGGAGCUUUUUUUUUUUUUUGUCAGUGUGAAAUGUGGAGGAGUUGGAGGGAUAUGUGAACGGCUGCUUUUCAAACCUGCAGUAGAAGCUGUUAUGGUCGUCUGCCAGGGUUCUGUUCCGGAUGGGGGGGAUGACCUCCUUUUGUUGGUUUUAAAGUAAUCCCAUCAGAGGUCUGUGAGGCGCGGGUAUAUAAGCAGAAGUAUAAGGUUAAGUACUGGGCAAACCCAGAGGGCUACCAGCGAGAGGAAGGUCCAAAAGCUGAGAACCUAUUUCCAAAAUCAGGAUGGGAGAAGAAUGGAGAAAACAGGCAUUUGCUGCCAGAAAGCAACAUGAAGAUACAACAAGGGACUCUGCCUUCGCAUACACAAACAGCAAUCAUACAAAAGAUCCUUUUGAGGGACCAAACUACCACAUCGCUCCUCGAUGGGUUUACAAUGUCUCAACAGUCUGGAUGUUUUUCGUGGUCGUUUUAUCAGUCUUCACCAACGGCCUGGUCAUUGUAGCCACAGCAAGGUUCAAGAAACUCCGUCACCCCCUGAACUGGAUCUUGGUCAACCUUGCCAUUGCUGAUCUCGGAGAGACAGUCUUUGCCAGCACCAUCAGCGUGUGCAACCAAUUUUAUGGAUAUUUCAUUUUGGGACAUCCGAUGUGCGUCUUUGAAGGCUACGUUGUAUCAACUUGUGGCAUAGCUGCACUUUGGUCCCUGACUAUCAUCUCUUGGGAGAGAUGGAUAGUUGUGUGUAAACCUUUUGGAAAUACCAAGUUUGAUGCCAAAUGGGCCACAGCGGGAAUUGCGUUCUCCUGGGUCUGGUCCGCAGUGUGGUGUGCUCCUCCCGUCUUUGGAUGGAGCAGGUAUUGGCCCCAUGGACUGAAAACCUCCUGUGGACCUGAUGUCUUCAGUGGAAGUGACGACCCCGGUGUCCUCUCCUACAUGAUUGUCCUCAUGAUCACAUGCUGCGUCAUUCCUUUGGCUAUCAUCAUCUUGUGCUACCUGGCGGUGUGGCUGGCCAUCCGUGAUAUUGCUCAGCAGCAGAAAGAAUGCGAGUCAACCCAGAAUGCGCAGAAGGAAGUUUCCCGGAUGGUCGUUGUCAUGAUCUUGGCUUACUGCGUCUGCUGGGGACCUUACACAUUUUUCGCCUGCUUUGCCGCAGCCAACCCCGGAUAUGCUUUCCACCCUUUGGCCGCUGCCAUGCCUGCAUACUUUGCCAAGAGCGCCACCAUCUACAACCCAGUCAUCUAUGUCUUCAUGAACCGACAGUUUCGCACGUGCAUCAUGCGGCUCUUUGGCAAAGAGACGGAUGAUGGUUCUGAAAUCUCCGCGUCAAAGACAGAGGUCUCCUCUGUGGCUCCUGCAUAAACGUUCAUGGUUGCUGUUUUGUAAGAAAAAAAAAAACAUUUUGACGUGUAUAGAAACCAUAUGUCAUUGGCUUGUUUGAUUUUUAAAUAUUUAAAGACAGAAACUGAAAAAAGUGAUGGUAUAAUAUGCGAAUGUGUGGCUGGUGUUUUUUUUUUAAAUGAACAUAAAAUAUAAGGAACUCUAUUGAAAUUUUUUUUUGUGUUUAAUUCAUGCGAGAUGUAACAAAAUGAACAUCUUUAAAAAAAUUAUUUUCCAUCAACAGUCCACAGAAUAUUUCCCCAAAAGUCUUGGAGAUCAUCACAGGCGUUUGUGGUCUUUUUCUUCAUCAGUGGCAUUUGCCUUUUAACUCUCCCACAAAUGCCAGUUUUCUCCCUUUCUUGUUGUUGAAUUGUAAACAAUAAAAUGAUCAGAGGCAGGUGAGGUCUGUAGUGCUGUAAAUUAUAUUCCUGGUUCUUUUGAGACCUCAUGGAUCAGUUGUUUGAUGCCCUCUUGAAGUGAUUUUGGGAGGUCAGCCCCUCGUGGGAAGAUUCACCACAGCGCCAUGUUUGCUCUAUUUGUGAAUAACGACUUUAAUCGUGGUUUGCUGGAGUCCUAAAGCCUUAGAAAUGGCUUUGGUAACCAUUUUGAUGACACCUUUUGAUUGAUGCUGACAACUUUGUUUCUCAACUGUUCAUGAAUUUAUUCAGAAGGGCUGAUAACCCGUUGCUUCCUAAGAAUUUCCUUAUCCAGGUUCCUGUCGACAGGUUCUAUAGGUGAUAUUCAUACAGAAUUAGACUUUACUGUGGCUAUACAGUAUUUGUCUAGUAGUAAAAUUCCUCUAAAGGUCUGAAACAUUUAAGUGUGAAAAUGAGGCAAAACAAAAAA
This is a messenger RNA of Fundulus heteroclitus (mummichog), 4310 nucleotides long. RefSeq names its product red-sensitive opsin. The coding region runs from base 2373 to 3446 and encodes 357 amino acids. NCBI's taxonomy places the organism in Eukaryota, Metazoa, Chordata, Actinopteri, Cyprinodontiformes, Fundulidae. Gene Ontology annotation, biological process: G protein-coupled receptor signaling pathway; phototransduction; visual perception. The record is from RefSeq and is a predicted model, not a curated record. The transcript has 2 exons. Gene Ontology annotation, cellular component: photoreceptor outer segment; membrane. Gene Ontology annotation, molecular function: G protein-coupled receptor activity.